Molecule: messenger RNA, 201 nt
Organism: Strongylocentrotus purpuratus (purple sea urchin)
Lineage: Eukaryota; Metazoa; Echinodermata; Echinoidea; Camarodonta; Strongylocentrotidae
Exons: 5
Source: RefSeq, a predicted model, not a curated record
UAUAGUCAUACUACUACUUCAACAACUACUACUACUACAACAACCUUUAGUACAACAACUAAUACUACUACUACUACAACAACAACGUAUAGUCCUACUACUACUUCAACAACAACUACUACUACGAAUACCUUGAUAAUGGAGCAAAACAUGUGCAUGAUCAAACAUUAUUCUUCGUCCAGAGCAGGCUCACCACGAUAG